Colletotrichum navitas is the source of this 1248-nucleotide messenger RNA. RefSeq lists its product as uncharacterized. The transcript has a single exon. The coding region runs from base 167 to 1156 and encodes 329 amino acids. NCBI's taxonomy places the organism in Eukaryota, Fungi, Ascomycota, Sordariomycetes, Glomerellales, Glomerellaceae. The record is from RefSeq and is a predicted model, not a curated record.
UGAGAAUCAACCAAAAAACACUGGGAGGUCUCAAUUCGAGAAGCCUCAGCAAACGAUCCAAGCGAGCUCUAGCGUGCUCGACCCAUUACAUAAGCACAUUUAAUGCCUUUUCCCUGUAGCAACAACGGCAAAUGAACAAGAAACAUGAUCUAGUAUUACACCUCCCAUGGCACCAAUCAUGCUACAGGGCACCGAAACACAACUGGCGACGGCGACGGCGGCAGCGGCGGCCAUGAUGACGGGGACUCCCGCCUCCGACAUCACCCAACCGUCAACGGUAUCCGCUACAGCCGUCUCACGAACGCUUACACCACCCGCCGUUGCCGUCCCGGAAGGCGUGACAGUGGUCUAUGCGGAACGCAAGCGGACCGGCCGCAUCGCCGGCGCAAAGUACAAAGCCGACGGCACGCCUUACAAGCGCUCCGGCCCGCCGCCGAAGCCGCUGCACGAGAGGACAGCAUACAAGCAGCGCGUGCCGGUGAAGCGGAUAGAGCGUUCGUACACGGAGCAGCGGAAGAAAGAGGUGAUUGCGUUCCUGGAGUGUCACAAGCUCGCGUGCGACGACAUCGAUGCGCCAGCGCGGCGUAACCGCGGGCGGGCGGAGCAGCAGCCGCCAGCGGAGAAGGGGUACCGGUGGCCCACUCUCUCCGAGGCGUCGGAGUGGUUCAAGGUGCCCGAGGGGACGAUCCACGGCUGGUGGCAGAGGAGGGACAAGAUCAUGGGGAGGGUGCCGAAGAAGCCAACCAGGGUCGAGCAGAGGCGGCUGGCGGAGGAGGAGGAGAGGAAGAGGAGGGAGGACGAGGACAGGCGGACGCUGCUGGAGGCCAUUGGUUGGCCAGCGGAAAGGCUCCCUUCUGGCACUUCCGGGACUCCCAGUACUCCUCGUGCUUCAGGUGCUUUUAUUAGUGGCGACGACGGACCAGGAGAGGCGAUGGAGUGCGUUGGAGGACCUUCCCGGUCAGUCCCCGGACGACAAGAGACACCAGAGGGUGUGCCAAUGCAGGGGGGAAGGGUAAAAGAGCCUUUGGACGUGGAAAGGGUAUCGUCAUCGGGAGAGACGCCUCCCGCCGCAGGGCCGGCCGCUUUCUCGGAAGGAUCGGCAGCCGGCGGCACAUCUGCCACGAGCACCCCCGCUGCCACACCCGGAGAAAAUUGACGAGGGGGACCCGUUCCGGCGGCAGCGAUACCGGCGUCUCCCGGUCAUGAAAUUCCCACGAGAGGUUAGCGACCCCGUCUGGACGGGCUCCU